AUGGCUAAAAGGAAAAGAGAUCCAGCAUCUCCACCUCAACCACCACCUCAACAGUCUUCACCUCCUUUAAUACAUUCAUCAAAUUCAUCCCCUAUAGAUCCGAUCGAUCCUAUUACUUCUACUACUAAAAAACGUCAACGUCAACCUAUAUCGUGUAACCUUUGUCGUACCAUUAAACGGAAAUGUGAUGGGAAAAAUCCUUGUGGAAAUUGUAUUAAAAAGAAUCAAGAAUGUAUUUAUCCUGCUAUUGAUAAAAGAAGAAAUCGUUAUUCCACAGAAUAUAUCCAAUUAUUAGAAGAUGGGUAUAAUAAAUAUCGUGAAACUUUACAGUUUGUCAUUAAUAAUAAACAAAAUCCAAAUUUAAUCAUUAAUAAAUUAAAUGAAUUACCGAAUGAUUUACCCACUUUAUUAAUCGAAAGUACUAGUCAAGGGUCUAUAAAAGAUGAAAAAAGUAUCAGCUUCUCAGAUCCUCAACAACAAUCACUACAACCUCCUGCUCAAGUUCAACCAUUUCCUCUUAAUCAACAACAAUCUGUAAGUGUUUAUGGACCAAGUAGUAUCUACGAUGGAGCAUUAUUAAAUACUGAUUCUCAAAAUUCAAAUAGUUCACCUCCAGGUCCUCCAUCAAAUCCAUCAACUGGUUUAUCAAAUCCAAGUCCUACAAAUUAUCUCACUAAAAUUAAUUCAGCACCUCCACCAGUACCGUCAUCAUCAAAUGCUCCUGCCACCACGGCAUCUUCAAACAGUGCUCGGAAUACAUCAUCUCCACAAUCAAUUGGAGGUAAUUCACCUGCUUCAAAUCUAGCUCAAUUAAAUCCAUUAAGCCCCUCCGUAUUAACCUCGCCAAAAGUUCAAGAAUUAUUAUCUACAUCAUUCAAAUUCUUACAUGGAAGAUUCAUAACGUUUAUAAUGUAUGAAAAGAAAACUCAUGAUUUAUAUCAACAAUUAUGUCAAUUGAAUACUCCUAAUAAUCCUAACGUUUAUGAUAAAUUCAAUAAUCUAUUAUAUACAUACCCCAACAAUCAAUUCUUAUCCCCUGAAUUAAUCUACGCCUUAUGUUUAUUCGGAGCCACAGUGUUGAAUAGAGUCAAUGAAGCUAAUUAUUAUUAUGAUUUACUGAAAAGGUUAACAUUCUGUGAUAGUUAUAAUAUCGGCGGCGUAGGUAAUUCACCAUCAUCACCAUUAUCAUCAUCUUCAAGUGAAUCUCAAUCGAGCAAAAUCUCUUUCGGAACAUCUUCAUUCGCCAGAAUUCAAACAUUGGUGACUUUGGCCAUUCAUGAUUUAAGUAAGGGGAAUUUAACCACCGCUUGGCAAUUAACAGGGAUGGCAUUUCGAAUGGGGUCAGAUGUAGGGUUUGAUAAUUCAUUUAAGAUUGUUAAUGAUGAAGAUUUAUCAAAAUUAAAGAAUAAAUUAUAUUGGGGAUGUUAUAUUAUCGAUGCAUUUUUGGCCAUAAUUUAUGGGAGAAAUAAAAUGAUGUUUUAUCAACCUCAUUAUCCCGUAUUUAAAAAUGAUGUCAAUAAUCGAAAUUUAAGAAAAAUCAUUGAUGUAUUUGUGUUUUCUGAUUCUAUGUUUACCGUGAUUUAUCAUUCAAUACCAUACACCACUUUAGAAGAAUCGAAAAAGAAUUUCAUUGAGAAAUUUAAUAAAGUGAAGGAAUUCAAUCAACAAUUAUCUGAUUGGAAACAAAAUCUCGCUCCAGAAUCAUAUUGGAAUAUCGAAAUCAUAAGACAAUCAUCUCAAGGUGGACAGAAGGAUUUCGGACUUUCAUUGGUGUUUUUCGUAGUGAUCUUAAUUCUUAAUAAACCAUUCUUACAUAUUAGUCAGGGAAAUGAUUUGAAAUUAGUAAGGGAUUCUAUAAAUGAAUUUGAAUUGAUUUUAUCUCAAUUUCAAAAUUUCGAUAGUUAUCAAAGUAUCAUUGUCAUUUAUACAUUGAUUCUAAUGACUAAUUCUUUAUUUGCUAUUUUAAAUCAAGUUAAUGUGAAGGAAAGAUCGGUAUUGAUAAAUCAGUUGAAUUUCUUUGUUAGUUUUUUAAUUAACAAAUUCGAUUCAGAUACUUGGAUUAUCGUUAAGAAUCCAAUUCAAGUAUUAUCCGAGAGAUUAAGCAAAUUAUUAGAAUCAGAAAAGAAUAAUAAUAAACAACAAUCAAACUUACAAGUAUCUCAACAACCACAACAAUCAUCUCAAUUUCAACCUCCACCUCCUCAACCUCCACAAACACAAGUUCAAUUCCAACAUGAGUAUUAUGAAUCAAAACCUUCUCCAUAUGAUAAAAGAUCACCUACUACUCCUAUACUUGAAAAUUUAGUUCAUGGUCAUACUCCUAAACCUCAGAAUUCUCCUUAUAAUCAACUUCCACCUCCUCAAGAAGAAGAAAUCCAGAAUUAUCAACAACAACAGCCACAACUUCAACCACAACCACCUCGAGAUGAUGAACCCUUUAAGAAUAUGAUUGAUUCGUUGUUUAAUCAACAUGGUAAUGAACGUAAUUUCGGUACUGGAGAAUUCAUGAACGAUAAUAAUCAAUUUAAUCAUUAUAAUAAUUUCAAUAAUGUUAAUAAUAAUCAAUUUGAUAUGUUUGCCCAACCACCAUCUCAACCCCAACCACAACCACAACCAGCAGCAACAACUUCAACCAGUAAAAGACUGAGCAAGAGUAGGAAAAAGAGCAGCAGUCUUAAAAACCAACACCCAGAGGCACAAGAAUCAUCAUCAUCAUCAUCAAAUCCCCAACCGACAAAUCCUGAUGGUAGUAAUCCACCGCCACCCAAGAAACAAAAUAAAAGAACCAUAUCGAUCAAUCCAUUAAAUGAUACUGAUAUGUUUAAUAAUUUCUUAAAUUUUGAAUAUUUGGAUAUCAAUUGGGACAGUUAUUUCCCUCAGUUUCCUCAAUAA
Scheffersomyces coipomensis is the source of this 2892-nucleotide messenger RNA. RefSeq names its product Zn(II)2Cys6 transcription factor ROB1 (gene ROB1). The record is from RefSeq and is a predicted model, not a curated record. Lineage: Eukaryota; Fungi; Ascomycota; Pichiomycetes; Serinales; Debaryomycetaceae. The coding region runs from base 1 to 2892 and encodes 963 amino acids. Gene Ontology annotation, biological process: regulation of DNA-templated transcription; DNA-templated transcription. The transcript has a single exon. Gene Ontology annotation, molecular function: DNA-binding transcription factor activity, RNA polymerase II-specific; zinc ion binding; DNA binding.